Molecule: messenger RNA, 2935 nt
Organism: Camelus dromedarius (Arabian camel)
Lineage: Eukaryota; Metazoa; Chordata; Mammalia; Artiodactyla; Camelidae
Gene: EMILIN3
Product: elastin microfibril interfacer 3
Exons: 4
Coding region: 62-2362 (766 amino acids)
Cellular component (GO): extracellular matrix
Molecular function (GO): protein binding
Source: RefSeq, a predicted model, not a curated record
GCGGCGGGUGGACACCCGGCGGGGGCCCAGCGCGGGGCCAGGUGGAGACCCGGGGGCCGCGAUGGGCCGCCGCCGCCUGCCGGUCUGGCUGUGCGCCGUCGCGGCGCUGCUCUCGGGGGCGCAGGCCAAGGGCACCCCGCUCCUCGCUCGGCCCGCGCCGCCCGGUGCCUCCCGCUACAGCCUCUACACGACGGGAUGGCGCCCGCGGCUGCGCCCGGGGCCGCACAAGGCCCUCUGUGCCUACGUUGUGCACAGGAAUGUGACCUGUGUCCUACAGGAGGGAGCAGAGAGCUACGUAAAGGCUGAAUACCGGCAGUGCGGAUGGGGGCCCAAGUGCCCUGGGACAGUCAUGUACCGCACGGUGUUCAGACCCAAAUACAAGGUGGGCUACAAGACAGUGACAGACCUCGCCUGGCGUUGCUGCCCCGGCCUCACUGGAGAAGGCUGCCCCGAGCACCUCACAGACCACGGGGCCACCCCACCUCAGCCGGAGCCUGAGCCCCAUAUUCCCUCAGGGCAGGUGGGCUCAGGCCCCAGGCCCCUUCCUUCUAGCAGAGCAGCCCCCAUCCCCCACGGAAGGAAAGGCCCAGGGCUGUUUGGUGAACGGCUAGAACGCCUCGAAGGUGAUGUCCAGCGCCUAGCACAAGCAUAUGGUACCCUCAGUGGCCUGGUGGCCAGCCACAAAGACCCCAACAGGAUGACCAGUGGCCCCAGGGCUCCUGCCACCCCCGUGGGCUUCGGGGUCAUCCCCGAGGGGUUUGUCAAUCCUGGAGACCGAGCUGGGGGACCGCUCACACCACCCCUAGACGAGAUCUUGAGCAAGGUGACAGAGGUGAGCAACACACUCCGGACCAAGGUACAGCUGUUGGACGAGGUACACGGGCUGGCCCUCAGCCACGAGGCCCACCUACAGCGGCUGCGGGAGGCCCCCCCAUCUCCACUCACCUCCCUGGCGCUGCUGGAUGAAUAUGUGGACCGACGUCUGCACCAACUCUGGGGGAGCCUGCUGGACGGCUUCGAGCAGAAGCUGCAGAGUGUCCAGAGCGUGUGCGACCUGCGGGUGCAGGAGGUGCGGCAGCAGUGUGAGGAGGGCCAGGCGGCCAGCCGGAGGCUGCACCAGAGCCUGGAUGGCCGGGAGCUGGCCCUUCGCCGGGAGCUCUCACAGCUGGGUACCCGGCUGCAGGGCCUGAGUGUGGCUGGCGGGGGCAGCUGCUGUGGCCAGCUGGCCUUGAUCAGUGCCCGCCUAGACAGCCUCGAGAAGAACCUGCAGGCAGUGUCCGAGGCCCAAAGGGGCCACAGCCCCCCUGAUGGGGAUGACCUCACACGGCUCUCUGCUGCCAUGCUUGAGGGGGGUGUGGAUGGGCUGCUGGACGGCUUGGAGAUGGUCAAUGGGACAGAGGGCGGAGCCAGGGGCUGCUGUCUGGGGAUGGGGGAGGAGGGAUGGGGGAUGCGUGGCUUCCACACCAUGCUGGAAGAGCGUGUGCAGAGACUGGAGGAACGCUUGGUGACACUAGCUAGGGAGCUGAACCAUGACAGCGCCCCUCCAGGCAGGCCGGCUCGACCCCUUGUACAGACGGAGCUGGCUGUGCUAGAACAACGGCUGAUUUCGCUGGAGACCUCAUGCACCCCCAGCACCACCUCGGCCAUCCUGGACAAUCUUGUGGCCGAGGUGAAGUCCUGGCAGAGCCGAAGCGAGGCCCUCCUACGCCAGGUGGCCAGCCACGCAGCCCUCCUCCGGCAGCUCAACGGCACCAUGGCUGACGUCCAGGGACAGCUGGCAGAAGCGACGGGCAGCUCCCUCCAAGGCGAGAUCACCCUGCUUAAGGUCAAUCUGAACUCUGUGAGCAAGUCACUCACAGGCCUCAGCGACUCUGUCAGCCAGUAUUCUGAUGCCUUCUUGGCCGCCAACAUAUCCCUGGAUGAACGGGAACGUAAGGUGGAGGCCGAGGUCCAUGCCAUCCAGGACCAGGUCAGCAGCCAAGGCUCGCAGCUUCGGGCCGGUCACCGGCAGGUUCUGAGUCUGCGAGGGGAGCUGGAGCGACUCAAGGCCAGUGUGGCCGACGUGGCUGGUGGGCUGAGCCGCUGCCAGGACACGGCCCAGGAACUCCAGCACGCAGUGGGCCACUUCAACCAGAGGGUGGCCCAGGUGGAAGGCACCUGCGGGAAGCUGGGCCUGCUGGCUGCAGGCCUGGGUCGCCUGCCUGCCGAGUCACUGGGGCCCAGGGAGGGCCUGUGGAGCCACAUGGACCAACUGAAUCGCACACUGGCCCAGCACACAAAGGACAUCGCCCGCCUCCGGGAUGACCUGUUGGACUGCCGGGCCCAGCUGGCUGAACAGGUGCGGCCAGGGAAGGCCAACUAGGUGGGCUGGACAGGACCCAACCCCCAGAUCCCGUCAACCCUGGGGACCCUCCCCGAGAGCCCAGCCUUGCCCAGCAGUGCCUCCCCGCCUCCCCUGGCCAGCGCGGAUGCCAUUCCAGAGGGCCCUGAAGGAACAGUCUUGUUCCAGCGCCACCUGACCAGGCGCCAACAUCCACGCUCAUUGCUGUGCCAACUCGACAAUUCAGGAGAGUGAUCAAGGUCAGCAUGUCACCCUGAAGGCCGGGGUGGCCCCAAGAGACCUCACAACCUAGUCUGCAAAUCGUUCUUCUGCAGACACACCAGUUGGCACCCAGGUAGAGACCCUCAGGUCCCUUCUCAGCGGCCUGUCCACAUCUCCCUUUGCCCACGGACAACAGUCCCAAGCCUGUGGAGGCUUCUGGUCCCCCUGUCUCCUUGGCUUUUCUUCUCAGCCAUCUGGGCUUGGUUUCUGCAGGAAGGUGGUGCCCACUGGCACUGUCCUUCCCCUGACAGCUUCGAGGAUGCUGUUACUGAACCAAGGACCAGAGGUUUCCACCGUCUCACGAGUCCUUCAGGACAGAAUGGAAGCACAAGG